Mesocestoides corti is the source of this 1832-nucleotide messenger RNA. The record is from the annotation of a GenBank genome assembly. Lineage: Eukaryota; Metazoa; Platyhelminthes; Cestoda; Cyclophyllidea; Mesocestoididae.
CCGCAGCCCUGGGGUGUUUGGUCACCCUGGCCACCUUGUGCCUCCUCGCCUUCCGGAUCCUGCUGUGGCGCCGCAGCCUGGACACCCUCGCGUGGUCCGGUCUGGAGUGGGAGAGGGUCGCAGCCCGCAACGACACCGCACGCCCCUCCCUCGCCUUCUGCAAUGCCAACCCAUUACGAGCAACGGCACUCUACUCCGCUGGAGUCUACGACAGAGUUUCUCAGGCUAUGCAGGACUCAGGAUUUUCCUUUGAAGACCUUGAUCUUUCCACAGACCAGCUCCUAGAAUUUUCUCACACAAUGGACACCAUGCUCAAACGAUGCCAGAUAAACGAUGAUGAAUGCAAAGCUGAAGAUUUCGAACCCUUAAGGACAAAACAUGGGCUGUGUUUUCAAAUACAUUUUCAAGAAGAACUGAUGACCCUUGAGCUGAUUCUCGAUCCUGAGGAAGAUGAGUACGUUCUGCCGAACGACGGCUUCACCGGAUUCCUGGUCCUUCUCAAUGCCUCGCAUCGGGACCAUGGGAGCUUCUUCAUCGGAAGUGGAUUUCACAAUAUGGUUCGCAUUUCAUCAGCGGUAGUCCGAACUUACGAGUGGAAUCCAUCACGCAGACAACGAAAUCAGCACUUUAUCAAAGCCUUCUACCCUAUGGCAUUAGGUCUGAAACGAAAGCGGAAGCAGAAAAGGUUGGUUUAUGGAUGGUUCAAUCGAAGACGCAUCGAUUUUCAGGAGGAGGUGAGCAGAUCGAUACAGCAGCGAGCGUUCCUGCGGGCAAUGAAUCGCACUGCCCUACAAGAGAUCGCCAAGCAGGUGCACGAGCUGACCAAGAUCAAGGUGGCCCUCGGCUUCGUCUGCGACCUGAUCCGCCAAGGCGUGCAGGCUCUGAAGGUGGAGACUGCAAUGCUUCCUCAGACGAGCUGCGCCAAGGACCUGCACCGAAUCGGCGCCUCCCUCUACGUCCACCUCGUCGACGCCCAGGACAAGUGGGAUGCCUGGUUGCACCAGUCGCCGGACUCGCUGCUCAUCAACGACAGUCUCACAAGCGCCGACUUGGAGCUGCGGCUGGUGGGUAAUUUCUUCUCCGCACAAACCAUCGGCGCUCGGCUGCGCUCGCAUUUCCGCGAACUCAUUCGAAGUGUGAGUUGUGCCACCUGUCAGUGCCUGCCUGUCUCAGCGGGGGAAGAGUUCCUCCUUGAAGUUCAUCCGCCGAGGGCAGCAAGCCUGGUUGCCGUAAGCUACAAUUCCUCGUCAAGCCGAGAGCUGUUCCAGCCAAUGCCCACAGCCAGACUCAUGGCGGCAGCCAAUGAAACAGGCUGCCGUCUGGUUCAGACUGUGUACAGAGCAAGAACUUCGAUUUUGGGCGAGCGAAUUUCCUCAAUCGUCACGCUCAUCGAUCGUAUGAACACCGAACUUCACAAGCUGACGGCCGAAAAUCGUGAAACAAGGGCUAAGUAUGCUCUCUCACAGUCCACUCGGCACAGACUGCCCCUCUCAAAUCUCGUUCAACGGACCUACCGCUGGGUGAUUGCCAUUGAUUUUGGACCUGAUCACCUUAUCGGAAUAGUGUCUGGCGCACUGAGUCUCUGGAUAACGCUCAUUCUACUUAUCGAGCUGCACAGGAAGAAUAUUCACUGCCAGAGGCGAAACCACCUCCAAAUGAGGCGACUCUCCAUCGGCGUUCGUGACGAAGCCCACGCUGCGCUCGAAAACAACGAGAUUCCUCUCCCAGACGAGCGGUACAGACGAUGCUGCACAGCGGGAAAGGCGGGUGUUCAGCCUAGUUUGAUCCGCUUUGAGGCAAGAGGUAUGCUGGGCUCGUGGUUAAGGCUGUGA